CGCGUGGUCACAUGGGCCACACAGACGAAGGAAUGUGAAUACAACCUGCUGGUUUAAAAGAUUUUAGCCAUCUGACAAAGUUUUUGAAAGAUUUUUGACGUGAAUCACUAAUCGAGUCAGAAUGGCCUCGGCUGUGCUGCCCAGGCAGAAAACCCGGUUUCUUCCAGCCAUCGACCAGCGCGCUGCUCCCAGCCACAACAAACUCAGUCACAAGAGCCGACUGAAGGAAAAAUCCAAGCUUCCUGACCCAGCCUUCCCUGAAAACGAGAAAAACCAAACCACCACAAUCACAGAAGAUGACAUAGCAAGGUUCCGGAAGCCUGUACAUCAAAACCUUUGCGUGUCCAUGUUGCGGGAGGGGUUUCAUCGCUCUUUUGAAGAGUUCUUUUCUUUGCUCCAGCGCUGGAAGGCGUCCCGGCUGGCGGCUGGAGAGGACAGCGCACUGUGGCAGCAGCGUCCACUGGAGGAGCAGCCACACAAACUGGAGACACUGAAGGAGUUCCUCACUCGUGCCGAGUCUGCGGAAAGAUCUGAUCAGUAUGUGGAGGUGUAUGAGAAUUAUUUGGCCCUGGCAAAGUUUUUCUCAGAGCCAGACGACAGGUGGCUCCAGCAUCAUUUCUAUGAGCUCAGCCUUCUGUCUGCCCGCAAAAUAAAGAUGGACUCUGGCAAGAGAGAAGCCGAGGCCAACGCACACAUAGGCCAGCUGUACUUAGAACAAGGUGAUUUGGAAUUGGCUCAGGAGCACUAUGAGAUGUUUCACUACCUGGUGGUGGGGCGAUCAUGGCAGGACGAGAACGGAUGUCCACUUCUUUAUCGUGCGUGCGAGGGGCUCUGGAGGGUCUACACACUGCAGGCACAGAGACAACUGCAGAAUAAAGACUACAGUCCAGCCAUUCAGAUCCUUACCAAGGCCUAUGAUAUGGCUAAACAGGCAGGUGAUAGGAGGAUGGAGGGAGAGGCAGCAUAUAGAGUGGCUCUGGCCUAUCAGAGCUUGGGCGAUCAAAGAACUGCUAAACAGUUUCUGAAAACAUUUGUGGAGAUCUCCACAGCUCUGCAGGACACAGCCAGUGUGGGAAAAGCAUAUAAAGCCAUCGCCCAGUCUCUGGAGAGUGAGGGUAAAUUGAAUGAGACCAUCCAGUACCUGCAGAAAUAUGCUGAAAUUUCUGAGCAGAACAAUCAGGACCAGGACCUACAGGACGCUUGCAUGUGCCUUGGGUCCAUACAGAGCUCUAGGGGUGAGUAUGUUAGUGCCUGUGAGUAUUUUAUCAGGGCCUAUGAGAUUGCAUGUGAUCUGGGCUCAGUGCCACUCCUGCAGAAAGCUCAAGUGUGCCUGGGCAUCACGCGGGCACACAGCAUGCUGCGGACGUACAGCACCCUUGUGGUGAACGAUGAGCCGCAGAGCCUUCUCACACUCAUCCGCUGGAAGGAGACACGAGAGGAGUUUCACAAGCCCCCAUACGCAAAGAAAUGAUGGGAUCAUAAAAGAAAAGAAAUUGGAGAGGCGUGAGAAGAGGAGAAGAGGAGAGGGGGUGGGCUUGACUGAAAUCUGUGUUCACAGUGAAUAAAAAUCUUUUAAAGCAAUG
Molecule: messenger RNA, 1583 nt
Organism: Colossoma macropomum (tambaqui)
Lineage: Eukaryota; Metazoa; Chordata; Actinopteri; Characiformes; Serrasalmidae
Gene: ttc29
Product: tetratricopeptide repeat domain 29
Exons: 11
Coding region: 122-1471 (449 amino acids)
Molecular function (GO): protein binding
Source: RefSeq, a predicted model, not a curated record